UGGAUGUUUCCAUCACAUCAGACAAACAUAGGAUUAACAUGGUAUCGAUCAUAGCCAACCACACCGGCGAUUAAACUGCAUCAUCAAAUGGGAAGGUUGACAAGCGUAAGGUCUAGCUAAUUUUAUCCUAAACGGAUAUUAAACACGCUUUCCGGAAUCGGUUAUGAUAGCGCCAAGGAUAUUUUCAGUUGUGUAAUCACUACAAACUUCAACAUUGUUAAGAUACCAAGAUCAGUAUAUGUGAUGAUAGCACCGAUAAUAUUUUACGUUUUGAAAUCACAACAAACGUCGACAUGGUUAAGAAGACGAGGCCAGUAGAAUCUAUGUUAUGAUGACACCAAGGACAUUUAAAGUUUUGGAAUCACUACGAACUUAUACAUUGGUAACAAGUCACGGCCAGUACAAACUAUAUAUCAGCUGCUGUGAUAUUUUAUAAUAUUUAUAAUAAUUUUAAAGGAUAUUUAAAUGACUUGCAUUAUUUAACGACAGUUUAUGAUUUACACAAGAGAAAAUCAGUUGAAUAUCUAUGGAGUCAAUGUAGAUAAUUUAUGCGUACAUUCAUAUGAAUGGGAGUUUCUUUUCAAUAAUGAAAGUACCAGAGAGACAGAAAUGAUAGUAUCUACCAAAAAGACACCAGGAGACCUGGGAUGCCGAUAACGAAUGUGAUGUGGGUCUGUGUAGACGACCUACGUCUAUGAGACAAAUAUGGACGCUGACUUUAUACCAUGGAGUUGAAACGUCUGCUUGUCCUAAUCACUGUACUUGUCGUCUACCUAUGUCUUGGGUCCGUCAUGUUCACGGCUUUAGAACAAGAUGCAGUCAACGAGCGCGUAACUGUAUUUAGUGACGCCGUGAACGCAUUUAUUGACAACUCAACAGACAUCAAUGUGGAGGAGCUAUACAAUCUUCUAAAGCUGGCAAGUAUACACAACGGGUUGGUAUAUGACGUCAUCAGCAAUGGGACAACUCGAGACAAGUGGGAUUUCGGGUCAGGUUUUGGCUUUGCUGUGUCAGUAGUGACAACAAUAGGUUACGGGAACCUUGCACCAUACACUAUGAAAGGCAAACUGGUGUGCGUGUUUUACGCCCUCGUUGGCAUUCCCAUAUCCAUAAUCAUACUCAGCGCUCUCGGACAGAAGCUGGCCCAGGUUUUCGCGAGGAUCAACAAACUAAAACUGUGUUCCCAGAAGCCGGUGGUGAACAAGGUAGUCAACAUGGUGAUCAUCAUCACUCUUGGUAUGGUGGUCAUGUUCGUAGCGCCAGCCACUGUUCUGCACGUCAUGGAGGACUGGGGCUACAUGGAGUCGCUGUAUUUCUGCUUCAUAACGCUCAGCACCAUAGGAUUUGGAGAUCUCAUUAUUGGAAUUGAGAGGAAGAAUCGAGAGGCGUUCCAAAUCGCCAUGUACGUGUGGAUCCUGUUCGGCCUGGCCUACCUAUCGCUCGUCAUCAAGUACAUCACAGACGUCCUGGUCACCGAAGUCGGCAAGGUCGAACGACGCACCAUCCGCAGACUGGAGACUGAACUUGAAAGAAUUCACGACAAGACAACAAAUCUGAGACCAUCAGUGAAAAUGGGACACAGAAGUGAAUUCCGUCACAGAGGUAAAUUCAAGCAGGCAGCCCUGGAUGCCAUCAGACUGGAAUCUGAUAAAAGAAAUGUUGAACUAGUCAGUGUCAAUCAUAUAUAACACAAUGUCGAACUAGUCAGUGUCAAUCAUAUAUAACACAAUGUCGAACUAGUUGGUGUCAAUCAUAUAUAACACAGUGAUGAACAAGUCGAUGUUGGUCAUAUAUAAGAAUGUUGAACUAGUCAGUGUCAAUCAUAUAUAACACAAUGUCGAACUAGUCAGUGCCAAUCAUAUAUAACAAUAUUGAACUACUCAGUGUCAAUCAUAUAUAACACAAUGUCGAACUAGUCAGUGUCAAUCAUAUAUAACAAUGUUGAACUACUCAGUGUCAAUCACAUAUAACACAAUGUUGAACUACUCAGUGUCGAACAUAUAUAACACAAUGUCAAACUACUCAGUGUCAAUCAUAUAUAACACAAUGUCGAACUACUCAGUGUCAAUCAUAUACAACACAGUGAUGAACAAGUCGAUGUUGGUCAUAUAUAAGAAUGUUGAACUAGUCAGUGUCAAUCAUAUAUAAGAAUGUUGAACUACUCAGUGUCAAUCACAUUUAACACAGUGAUGAACAAGUCGGUGUUGGUCAUAUAUAAGAAUGUUGAACUAGUCAGUGUCAAUCAUAUACAACACAGUGCUGAACUAGUCAGUGUCAAUCAUAUACAACACAAUGCUGAACAAAUAUGUGUUGAUCAUAUAUAACACAAUGUUGAACAAGUCAGUGUCAAUCAUAUAUAACACAAUGUUGAACUAGUCAGUGUCAAUCAAAUAUAACACAAUGUUGAACUAGUCAGUGUCAAUCACAUAUAACACAAUGGUGAACAAGUCAGUGUCAAUCAUAUAUAACAUAAUGGUGAACUAGGCAGUGUCAAUCAUCUAUAACAAUGUUGAACUACUCAGUGUCAAUCACAUAUAACACAGUGAUGAACAAGUCUGUGUUGGUCAUAUAUAAGAAUAUAACACAAUGUUGGACUAGUCAGUGUCAAUCAUAUACAACACAAUGCUGAACAAAUAUGUGUUGGUCAUAUAUAACACAAUGUUGAACUACUCAGUGUCAAUCAUAUAUAACAAUGUUGAACUACUCGGUGUCAGUCACAUAUAACACUGUGAUGAACAAGUCGGUGUUGGUUAUAUAUAAGAAUGUAACACAAUGUUGAACUAGACAGUGUCAAUCAUAUAUAGCACAAUG
Molecule: messenger RNA, 2811 nt
Organism: Gigantopelta aegis
Lineage: Eukaryota; Metazoa; Mollusca; Gastropoda; Neomphalida; Peltospiridae
Product: potassium channel subfamily K member 16-like
Exons: 5
Coding region: 726-1688 (320 amino acids)
Biological process (GO): stabilization of membrane potential; potassium ion transmembrane transport
Cellular component (GO): membrane
Molecular function (GO): potassium ion leak channel activity
Source: RefSeq, a predicted model, not a curated record